UUUUUUCCCCUUACCACCUCCUGCGCCGUUGUGUCCUUUCACACGGCAUCAGCUGGUGGUGAUCGAUCGAUACAUUUCCCCUUCACCGGCUUUUCCUCUUUCCGUGAUUUGUUUUUCGUAAAUGUGAUCCAAAAUCUACAAAUAUAUUCAACAAAAUCAUUUAAAAAAACCUCCAUGGUUAAAGGAAUGCAAAUUCCAUGGAGGUCCAUCUCUUGGAUCGCAUUAGUGUUGAUUGCAUACAAUUUUCAGACAUGUAGGGGGCAAGAUUACGGCGGAGAGGAUACAAAACCGGCAGCACCGCCACCGGAGCAAGAAAAUUGCGAUGGAAUCUUCGUCACAUAUAGCUUCGAGGGACGAGAAAAGGUAUAUCCAUUGGUGAAGAACGUAUCAGCACAGGCAUGGUCAUUUAAGUCCAUGUUAACGGUGUUGAAUACAGGGCUUUACGAGCUGAAAUCAUGGAAAGUUUUCAUAGGAUUUCAGAAUAAAGAGCUGUUGGUGUCCGCGGAUGGAGCUGUUGCGAUUGAUGGAGAUGGAUUUCCUGUAAAAGUGGGUAAAAAUGGUACAACAUUGGCAGGAUAUCCACAGUCCGAUUUAAAAACCGCAAUAGAUACUGCUGGAGAUUUUACACAGAUGUCUGCACAAAUCAGUAUUAAGGGGACGCAAUUUGGUCUCAAAGAGAAAUCAAAUCCUAUGCCAACAAUCAAGCUUGUUAAUGAGGGAUACAAAUGUCCUGCUCCAAAGCGCUAUAAAAGUUACCAGCAAGUUUGCUGCAAGAGGGAUCCUAAAUUCAAGCCCAAGAAUGUGACCACAAAGUUCAUGCCUCGCCGCUAUGGAGACCUCUCCAUAACGUACGACGUUCUAUCAGCGUAUACAAACAGGUACCAAGCCCAAGUCACAAUUGUCAAUCUCAAUCCUUUGGGUCGUCUUGAUCACUGGAACUUAACGUGGGAGUGGAUGAGGAACGAGUUCAUUUACAACAUUAAAGGUGCCCAUACUCACAAAAAAGACCCUUCUGAAUGCAUUUACGGACCUCAAGGGCAAUAUUACAAGGAUUUCGAUUUCACCACUGUGAUAAAUUGCCAAAAGAAACCAGUCAUUUCCGAUUUGCCUAAGGAGAAAGCGGAUGAUGAUAAAAUUGGCAAGUUACCUUAUUGUUGCAGAAACGGGACUCUUUUGUCACCUAUCAUGAAUGAGACCGAAGCAAGGUCCAUUUUCCAGAUGGAAGUUUUCAAACUUCCUCCUGAUUUAAACAGAACCGCCUUAAAUCCGCCUCAGAAUUGGAAAAUUGAGGGUACAAUUAACCCGUCUUAUACAUGUGGACCUCCAGUGAGAGUUGAUCCAUCAGGUUUCCCGGAUCCUAAUGGAAUUGGAAUUGUUACUACUGCUGUGGCUAGCUGGCAAAUUACUUGUAACAUUACUCGUCCGAAGCCCAAAGCAGCCAAAUGUUGUGUUUCUUUCUCUGCUUUUUACUCCGAGUCUGUUAUCCCCUGCAACACUUGCGCCUGCGGCUGUGAACAGACGUCUAAAUGUGACGCGAACAGAAAGCCUCUGCUCCUUCCUCCGGAAGCACUUCUCAUCCCUUUUGAAAACAGGGAAGAAAAGGCGAGAGCUUGGAGCGAACUCAAACAUUUAGGUCCUCUGCCCAAGAAACUACCUUGUCCUGAUAAUUGUGGGGUGAGCAUCAAUUGGCAUGUGGAUAGUAACUACAACAGCGGAUGGACUGCGAGACUAACACUGUUCAACUGGGGAGAUGACGCGUUUGAAGACUGGUUUUCGGCGAUAACAAUGAAGAAAGAUACAGCUAAAGGCUAUGAAAAUGUGUACUCAUUCAAUGGUACAAGGCUGCAACAUGAAAGGAAUAACACUAUAUUUAUGCAAGGUUUGAAAGGUUUGAAUUUCUUGGUGGGAGAGGUUAAUGGGAGUAAUCCUAAUACGGAUCCAAGAGUACCUGGAAAACAACAAUCUGUUAUUUCAUUUUUAAAGAAGGAUACACCACAUAUUAACAUUGAAGCUGGUGAUGGAUUCCCUUCUAAGGUGUUCUUCAAUGGGGAAGAAUGUGCUCUUCCACCUGAGUUUCCCAAAAGCAGUGCAGCAUUGAAAUCCCAAAUUGGUCUUUUGCCAGCAAUUUUGCUUGCUCUCUUUACUUUUUUUCUUUUGACUGAUGGAUUACACUGAUCGUAACUCCACCUCAAUUACGAGCUGGUAUGAUCACAAAUCACGAAACCAACCGCUUUUUUUUAAAUAUA
Molecule: messenger RNA, 2246 nt
Organism: Lycium ferocissimum
Lineage: Eukaryota; Viridiplantae; Streptophyta; Magnoliopsida; Solanales; Solanaceae
Product: COBRA-like protein 10
Exons: 3
Coding region: 175-2175 (666 amino acids)
Biological process (GO): cellulose microfibril organization
Cellular component (GO): membrane
Source: RefSeq, a predicted model, not a curated record